Rhizoctonia solani is the source of this 1068-nucleotide messenger RNA. Its product is annotated as WD40 domain-containing protein. Gene Ontology annotation, biological process: mRNA export from nucleus. Gene Ontology annotation, cellular component: THO complex part of transcription export complex. Bases 1 to 1068 code for a protein of 355 amino acids. The record is from RefSeq and is a predicted model, not a curated record. The transcript is spliced from 8 exons. NCBI's taxonomy places the organism in Eukaryota, Fungi, Basidiomycota, Agaricomycetes, Cantharellales, Ceratobasidiaceae. Gene Ontology annotation, molecular function: protein binding.
AUGCCAACGAACAUAUCCAAAGAAGAAGAGCAAGCGCCUCCGUCAGUGAGGGCUGCUACACCUCCCCCAUACCUUUCCGCAUCGGCACGAAAAAUAGUGGUGCCCCAAUUUACGACCUUCCAGCCGCGGAACUUCUACCGUUCUGGGAAUGACUGCAUCAACAAAAUCACUUGGUCCUGCGAUGGAAAACGCCUUGCCAGCUGUAGCAACUCCAAGGAAGUCAAGCUCUGGGACAUCGAGCGCUCGCUAGACAACGCCGAUCUUUCUCUAUCUGGUACAAACAAAGAUCCUAUGAAUCAUGUCGCUUGUCACCCAAUGCAUCCACAACUCUUGUGUUCCGCAAGUCGAAAAGCCGGUCAAAUAUAUUUCUGGGAUGCGCGCCGCUUCAAGAAGGAGCUUUACACGAUUCCCAUUGCUGUCGAUUCCGUUACUUACGCACCAGAUGCUCAGACCGUGCUUGCGAUGGACAGAAUGGACAACAUGCGAAUCAUCGAUUGUCGAAUGGUUGGAUCCAGUGAACCCAACGAAUGGUCUCUCAGAGAGGAGUCAUUGAGACUUGGAUCAGACGCUGGCGGUGAUUCGGUGUAUCAAGCAAUAUUCAAUCACGUUGGGGAUAUGGUAUUUUUAGCAAAAGAAGACGGUCAAAUAACCAUGGUCGAGUAUCCUUCACUGAAAAUCUGGCAUAGCCUGCCAGCUCAUGUUACCGCAUGUUAUACUUUGGCUCUUGAUCCUCGCGGAAGUUACCUCGCAUCAGGAGGAGCUGAUGGGUUUGUGAACCUGUUCGACACUGCCGAAUUUAUCGCAUCGAAAACGGUUCCUACUAUUGACUCGGGAAUACGUACGAUUGGAUUUUCUCACGACGGGGAGUAUAUCGCAGCUGGAUGUGCUGAACAAAGUUCGGUAUUCAUUAUUUGUACUGAGACUGGUGAGCUCAUGCAUCGAAUCCCGUGUCUUGGAACCCCCUCUACAGUUGCGUGGCACCCGACUCGACACCUACUCGCAUUCGGCGGAGAUAACGAAUACAGCCCUGUCAGCCGUGGAAGGUGGCUAAGUAUAUUUGGGUCAUGA